AUGUAUCAUAUCAGCACCCAGAGGAAGCACUGGACGUUCUCCAGCGACAGCGAGCCGGUGCGGCUGAGGGCUCAGGCAAACGGCAGGUGGCGAGCGAAGAUCCGAGCCACGGGGAAGGUACGGUGACCUAACCCUGGGCUGCACUGCAGCAAGUGGCGGGAUCUAGGGCUCCGGUGAUGGGAUCCGGGGCUGCAGCGAUGGGAUCUGGGGCUGCAGCGAUGGGAUCUGGGGCUCCAGCGAUGGGAUCUGGGGCUCCAGCGAUGGGAUCUGGGGCUGCAGCGAUGGGAUCUGGGGCUGCAGCGAUGGGAUCUGGGGCUGCAGCGAUGGGAUCUGGGGCUGCAGCGAUGGGAUCUGGGGCAGGCUGCAGUGAUGGGAUCUGGGGCUCCAGUGAUGGGAUCUGAGGCUCCAGUGAUGGGAUCUGGGGCUCCAGUGAUGGGAUCUGGGGCCAGUGAUGGGAUCUGGGGCUGCAGUGAUGGGAUCUGGGGCUGCAGUGAUGGGAUCUGGGGCUCCAGUGAUGGGAUCUGGGGCUGCAGUGAUGGGAUCUGGGGCUGCAGUGAUGGGAUCUGGGGCUGCAGUGAUGGGAUCUGGGGCUCCGGUGAUGGGAUCUGGGGCAGGCUGCAGUGAUGGGAUCUGAGGCUCCAGUGAUGGGAUCUGAGGCUCCAGUGAUGGGAUCUGGGGCUCCAGUGAUGGGAUCUGGGGCUGCAGUGAUGGGAUCUGGGGCUGCAGUGAUGGGAUCUGGGGCUCCGGUGAUGGGAUCCGGGGCUGCAGUGAUGGGAUCUGGGACUGCAGCGAUGGGAUCUGGGGCUGCAGCGAUGGGAUCUGGGGCUCCAGUGAUGGGAUCUGGGGCAGGCUGCGGUGAUGGGAUCUGGGGCUCCAGUGAUGGGGUCUGGGGCUGCAGUGAUGGGAUCUGGGGCUGCAGUGAUGGGAUCUGGGGCUGCAGUGAUGGGAUCUGGGGCUGCAGUGAUGGGAUCUGGGGCUGCAGUGAUGGGCUCUGGGGCUCCAGUGAUGGGCUCUGGGGCUCCAGUGAUGGGCUCUGGGGCUCCAGUGAUGGGAUUUAGGGCUCCAGUGACGGGCUCUGGGGCUGGAGUGACGGGCUCUGGGGCUGGAGUGACGGGCUCUGGGGACUGCAGUGACGGGAUCUGGGGACUGCAGUGACGGGCUCUGGUGACUGCAGUGACGGGCUCUGGGGACUGCAGUGAUGGUGGCCAGCUGACUGGGGUUAUGGGGAAUGGAGCUCAUUCCAUGCAUUGCCAUUACCACCAUUCUAGGACACCCACAGCUCUGCUCACUCCAGGCUAUGGGAAAUGAAAGUACUCCAAACAUGUAUUCACAGUGCUGGGUUAUGUUACUGGAUCAGAGCUGGGUUACAUUACUGGAUCAGUACUGAUCCAGUAAUGCUAUAAUGCUUUGUACUGCAGACUCAUGCCUUUACUUGUCUGUCUUCAGCAUUAUUGAUAAUUCAAUAAUGCGCCUUUAACAUUGUGCAGGUAUCAUACUGUCUUUCUUUGAUGUAUGUUAUUAUAUUUAUACUGUCUCCUUUUUGGCUCAAGUGACUUCACACAAAAAAAAACCUGUAUGCAAUUAUUUAAUAAUUUUAGAAGAAUCUGUUCACAAAUGUUUACUUGGUGUGUUCUAAAACAUCUUGUGUAAUGUGUAUAUACAUUUUGAAAUCAUAUUCUAAUUACAACUUUAUUUUAACUCGUGGUUUGUAUUUUAUUUCUAGGCACAAUUAUCUGAGAUAUUCAGUUUGGAACCUCAUGAAGAAUUAAUUAUCUGCAAAUACUAUGAAAAGAGACUGCUUGACUUCUGUAAUGCCUUCAAACCUGCAAUGCCAAAAUCUGUUCUGGUGAGUUGAGUCUUAUUUAAAUUGUGUUUUCAUGGACUGCUUUAAUUUAUACAUAAACAUUAGAGGAGGCAAGGCUCAUAGUUCCUUCUACCGACUGGUAUUAAUAAAUGAAACACAAAGCUUGGAGGAAAGUGGGAGGUCGGUACACAAACCUCUAAUCACCUGUUUUUGUCAGGAGCAAAUCCAGAAAAAGAUAAAGUGUGGAUUGGGAACAAACCCACACAACCAUGGCUUGCACAUAGACCAGCAUAGACUCCACGUGGCAUUCCAAUAAAUAUGUGCUAAGUCCAUAUGCACAAUGCCUGGAGGGAGCAGCUUGCCAUUUUCUUGUAUACAAACUAUCACUGCUCCUUCUUGGUGUUUCAGAGGAAUGUAUGCUGAAAGAACAAUAUAGCCCCAAUUUCUCUCUUGACUAGAAAGAUGCACAACUGUGUGUUUCUGUGCUGCUUUAAUUUCACAUUCUUAAGAAUUUUGUUAAAAUCAUUCACUAGGAUAGAUAUUACCUCUUGCUUGUAGUUUAACUGUAUGUAGUUAGUGCACAUGUAUUAGAGAUUUGAUAAAUGUUUGUUCAAUUUUUUUUCAGGGAACAGCAUGUAUGUACUUCAAACGCUUCUAUCUCAAUAAUUCGGUUAUGGAGCAUCACCCACGCAUAAUAAUGUAAGUUUGUACAAUUCUGCUACUUUUUUCCAUUCAUCUUGUAUUUUGUUAUCGUCCAUAUUAGUGAUCAAAAUAAUUCUAAUGAAAGAGAUGUAUUUACAUCCUAAACACAUUACGGUCUUUUUCUCUCAUGAGUGCAAUAUUUAUUUUGACUUGCACUCAGGUAAAGGUACCCAAAAAUAACUCUUCCAUAAUGUUGUAAUUCUGUUACUACAUAAAUGUUUCUUACCUACUCACCCUUCUCUGUACCUCCAGUAUGCUUUUUAACAUAAGAACAGUUCAGUGCUGGCUGGUGAAGUCUUAAGAUUGUUGGUUGCCAAAAUCACGCCCAGAAUUGAAUGCUACACUUUAGCUCUGUAGUAACCAUCUUCUGACAUGUUGUCUGUCCAUUAACCCUAUGUAUUCAACCCCUAGUACAGUACACAGAGCUGCAUACAAUACACAGAGCUGUGCACAUCAGAGAGAUGUCCCAAGUGCAGCUAUGGACAAACCUUCACUGAAGUUUUGUAUUCUUUGUUUUGUAUUUAAGGCUGACCUGUAUGUUCUUGGCUUGCAAAGUGGAUGAAUUCAAUGUAUCCAGUGCCCAGUUUGUUGCCAACUUAGGGGAGAAUCCAGUGGGACAGGAGAAGAUUCUUGAACAGAUCCUGGAAUAUGAACUCCUCCUGAUACAACAGCUGAAUUUCCACCUCAUAGUACACAACCCUUAUAGACCCUUCGAAGGAUUUUUAAUUGAUCUAAAGGUAAUCUAUUGUGCAAAUUGAUAAAUAAUUAUAUGGAUGACUGUACAGUAUUGCUUGCUCUAGCAUCAUCAGUGUAAAAAUGUGCAACUGAAAGACAACACCCUUUAGAAUGACAUUAAAGGAACACUCCAGUCACCAGAACAACUCUAUUUAAAUAAGGUUGUUCUGGUGCCCAGUGGCUCCUGGACGCACUCUUACCUUAAGGGGUUAAACCAUUCUCGAACAGUUUAACCCCAAAGUUUGCUUCCACCGUUGAUCUGCAGGUCACCCAAGCAGCAUUCGGCUUCAGAAUCCCCGUUACAGGAAGCACGAAGUGUCGCCAGGCAGAGACGAUGUCCUAAGCCAAUUAUAGCUCACCAUUCAUUUAAAAAGAAGAUAUAUAUAUUUUGGGGGGGGUUAUUUUACAUUUUGUUUGCCAUAAGCCAAUCAGUGGAACCCCUGUAGACCGGUGGGUGCAGACCCCAAGCUCCUCCACCUUAACUCCUACUGGACCACCUAGCAAUAUUGUCGUCAUCUCCGAAAAUUUGGAGUUUAGGAAAUAUACCUGCCAAUAUCCAGGACUCUAGGGACAUUAUAUUGUGUGUCAGGACAAAUAUAUUGGGCUACCACUUUAGACGCUUGUACAAGUAGAUUUUGAAAUGUCCACACUCCUGCAGAUGUAGAGCUAGUCUUAACCAUGUAUUGACAGGAAAGCCAAGGCAAAACCGUUGUUACAUGUAGCGAUUUAAACCUUAAGAUUGUAAGCUCUUGGCUAUCUAGCUAAGUACCUGGAAUAAAAGAGCUUCCAUGGCUAGAUCUCCUCUCUCGAACAGGUCUGUCUUUAUUUUAAUUUGUAUUGGUCUUUGUAUAUUGUAGUGUCUUUUUUUUUUACUGUACAGACCUGCAGAAUAUGUUGGCUCUUUAAAAAUAACAAUAAUAACAGUAUACUUAUGCCAUAUAGCAGUCUUUCAAAGGCUAUUUAUGGACCAUAGUAAUUGCAUUUCAUAAAGGGUAUUUCAGAGCUACAUGUGUGCACAUUUCAGUCUUCAAGAGGCAUAAUACACCUAAUUUUAUUUCCUUUCUUCCCCAGACACGUUAUCCUGUGUUGGAGAAUCCAGAGGUGCUGAGAAAAACAGCUGAUGACUUUUUGCACAGAGUUGCACUGACUGAUGCAUGUUUACUGUUCCCACCAUCGUUAAUAGCCCUCACAGCAAUCUUAUCUAGUGCCUCAAGAGCAGGACUUAAUGUUGAAAGGUAUUGCUUUGACAACACUAUAUAUUAUUUCAAGCAAGCUACUCUUUCACUAUAUGCACAAUGUGGGUCACAAUAAGUCAGGAAGGCAAGGAGGUGGGUCAGAGCCAAACACCGCGCUGGCCAAUGAGCACCUCCUUAUAGAGAUGCAUUGAAUCAGUGCAUCUCCAUGGGGAAAGUUCAACGUCUCCAUCCAAGAUUUUCACAUUUUCUCAUUGAUUUGUACACACCUUUUAUAAAUUCAAUCUGGAGUUUACAUCAAAAGUAUGCAAAGUGUACUCACUAAUUUGAGAAUUGUGGAAAAUUUAAUUAAAUUUUUUAAUGCCGAGCUGAAAAAGUGGUUAAAAGGCUUUUCCAGUUGUGUUUUUUUUAAUUUGUAAUCCCUUUGUAAGUUCUCCACAUUUCCCCUAUUUUAGUGUCUGUGUAACUUCUGCACUACCUCCUCUCCAUUCUAAUGUAGAAUGUCAUGUGUUAAGAAUCUGUUUGUCUGCUAUGUUUGCUAUGCUAACAAAAUAAAAUAAAUGCUGAAAUAUAUUUUAAUAUAUUUAUUUUUUUACUUUUAGUUAUUUAA
Pelobates cultripes (western spadefoot toad) is the source of this 5044-nucleotide messenger RNA. Lineage: Eukaryota; Metazoa; Chordata; Amphibia; Anura; Pelobatidae. The record is from the annotation of a GenBank genome assembly.